AUGGUGAACAUCACGGAUAAGAUCAAAGAGAUCGAGGAUGAGAUGCGAAGGACGCAAAAAAAUAAGGCAACAGAGUAUCACCUGGGUCUUUUAAAAGGCAAACUCGCUCGCCUCAGAGCACAACUUCUCGAGCCAGCUGGAGGCGCUGGUGCUGGAGGAGGCUCUGGGUUUGAUGUCAGCAAAAGUGGCGACGCUCGUGUUGCUUUGGUCGGCUUCCCAUCCGUGGGCAAGUCGACGUUCUUGUCCAAAAUCACAAAGACGCGCAGCGAAGUAGCCGCGUACUCGUUCACCACGCUUACUGCGAUCCCCGGUGUUUUGGAGUAUGGAGGAGCCGAAGUACAAAUCUUGGAUUUGCCCGGUAUCAUUGAAGGUGCCGCGGAGGGCAAAGGUCGAGGUCGACAAGUCAUUUCUACCGCCAAAACCAGUGAUUUGGUCGUCAUGAUUCUUGAUGCGACUAAACGGGCUGAGCAGCGUGCAUUGCUGGAGGCAGAACUUGAAGCUGUUGGAAUUAGGCUGAAUCGUGAACCGCCUAAUAUCUAUUUGAAAGCGAAAAAGGCCGGUGGAAUGAAGAUUACAUUCCAAAAUCCACCGAAGAACUUGGACGAGAAAAUGAUCUAUAAUAUCCUCCGGGACUACAAAAUGCUCAAUUGCGAAGUUUUAGUUCGAGAUGACCACGCAACUGUCGACGAUCUGAUUGAUGUUAUUAUGAAAGAUCAUCGAAAAUACAUCCGAUGCCUGUAUGUAUACAACAAAAUCGACAGUGUUAGCGUCGACUUUUUAGACAAGCUUGCUCGUGAACCACAUACAGAAGUGAUGAGCUGUGAGCUCGACCUCGGUAUUUCAGACGUUGUCGACCGCGUGUGGAAAGAACUUCGACUCAUUAGAAUUUACACAAAGCGAAAAGGAAUUGAUCCUGACUUCGGCGAUGCAUUGAUCGUCCGCAGCAACUCGACAAUAGAGGAUGUCUGUGACGCUAUCCACCGUACACUUAAAGAUACCUUUAAAUAUGCAUUAGUCUGGGGAGCAAGCGCAAGACAUAUCCCGCAGCGUGUGGGUUUGAGUCAUCCAGUUUGUGACGAGGAUGUCGUUUCGAUUAUUGCCAAGUAG
This is a messenger RNA of Talaromyces rugulosus, 1107 nucleotides long. RefSeq lists its product as uncharacterized. Gene Ontology annotation, molecular function: GTPase activity; GTP binding. The transcript is spliced from 9 exons. NCBI's taxonomy places the organism in Eukaryota, Fungi, Ascomycota, Eurotiomycetes, Eurotiales, Trichocomaceae. The record is from RefSeq and is a predicted model, not a curated record. Gene Ontology annotation, cellular component: cytoplasm. Bases 1 to 1107 code for a protein of 368 amino acids. Gene Ontology annotation, biological process: cytoplasmic translation.